Molecule: messenger RNA, 2544 nt
Organism: Colletotrichum godetiae
Lineage: Eukaryota; Fungi; Ascomycota; Sordariomycetes; Glomerellales; Glomerellaceae
Product: heterokaryon incompatibility protein
Exons: 1
Coding region: 379-2457 (692 amino acids)
Source: RefSeq, a predicted model, not a curated record
UUAUCGAUCCCAAAAACAACAACUUCACGAGACAUUCAACGACGACUUGACGCGUCAUUCUCUUGGAUGGCUAUAAUCCUUCGUCAGGUUUUCAAUGUCAAGCGACAUGCUUUGCUACCAAAAUGUCUUCAAUGAUUGACCAAUUGUGCGGCGCAGCCAAGCCGUGCGUGAGAACCAAAGUUGGCGCCGUCCUAGUCUUGCUCCUAAUGAUGCAGCUGACGAUUCUUCCAAAGUCAUACGUGGCUAAGUAAGUCAUGAUGCCUGGCUUACAUUCAAUUUAGCAAUUACAAAAGCGUUUCAGUCCCCGUACAAUUCUCUUUAUCUGGUGAGGAUUACGAGAAAGAAAAUACCCUGUAAGAUGCUCCCCGGUCUACAGCCAUGUCGUCUGGGACAGCAAAGUUCGAAUACAGCCACCGUAUCGGCAAGGAAACCAUUCGUCUUGUGCGCAUCCUAGGUUGCGGAGCAUCUCAAGAUGAACCGUUGCAGCUUUCACUCGAAGAACACGCCGUUGCUGACCUGCCAGCAUACCGAGGCCUCUCUUACACAUGGGGGUCGCCCCUCGCCAUGAAGGAGCCCUCUCGGCAAAUCGAACAGCCCGUGACAGUCUCGGUGAUACUCAAUGACCACAGCUUCGAAUUAUUUCCGAAUCUGCACGAUGCGUUAUGUUGGAUCCGAGCGCACAACUCCUGUGACCUGUACUGGAUCGACGCCAUCAGCAUCAACCAGGCCGACGACACUGAGCGCAGCAUGCAAGUCGGCAUCAUGGACCGUAUCUACAAAAAGGCCACCCGCGUUGACAUAUGGCUAGGCUCCGUCACCGAAGAGCACUACCCGGCUGAGGUAUCCAGACUUGUUCGUACAAUGGCCGAGAAUACCCAGCGAAACUUCAGCUUCGACCAGGAAAACUCUUUCUUCGACGACGAUGCUCUGAGUAAAUACGGCCUGCUACAUGUUCCGGAUGAUGUGUGGUACGCCUUUGUUGCCUUUUUCGAACGCAAGUGGUUCAACCGCGUUUGGGUCGUCCAGGAGGUUGCCUUGUCAAAAGACGCCUGUAUUCUCUGGGGCAACGAUGUUAUUCCUUGGGAGACGGUGGCAUUUUGCUCCGACUUUUUGUAUGAAAGUCGUCUGUACGAACAGUUGUCGGAGGUUUUGUACAAUGACAACCCUACGAUCAAGGACGUCAAGAUUGGCAGCAAUUCGUCGGGCAUCGUCGCAAUCCAGAGGUGUAGACGCGACAUUCUCGAUAUGUGGGACAGCACCACACUAGAUCACAUAGUAGGUCCUCUCGCCUGCACCGGCGGAAGCAGCAGAACGAAAACAGCGGGUGCGCUGCUGUUCCUGAUGCUACGGCUGACGGUCGGAGUGGAAGCCACCGACCCUAGAGACCAGGUCUUUGGUCUGUUGGGCAUCCUCAACCUACUUUUGGAUCUCAGUGGCCGCACGAGGACGGAGCUGGAGGCCAACUACCGCAAGCACUGCACGCCUGUCAGUAUAUACACCGACACGGCAGUCUUCAUCAUGGAAGAAUGCAAUAACCUGGCUCUCCUGACGGCGGUUCCUGAUGACUCGGUCAAGAAGCUUGAGGGUCUGCCGUCCUGGGUGCCUGAUUUCUCCGCAAACGGCCCUUCUGCCUUUCUAGCGAUGAGAUGGCCCGCCGAGAUCCCAUAUUUUGAUGCCUGCCGGUCCAUGCCGACGAACUAUCGAGUCGUCGAUGACAGGCUCCUCCACGUCAAGGCCUUGUGCGUCGGCACGAUAUCAUUGGUGGGCGAGGUAUACUCUGAGCUAGCGACCAACGGGAGCUUCACGCAAUGGGCCGAUUUCCUCUUGCAAUGCGAUCCCGUAUAUCAGCCGACAGGGCAGUGUCGAGUGGAGGCGUUCUGGAGGACGUUGAUCGGUGACCGAGACGCGUUCACGCACCCCGCCCCGGACAGCCUGCGCAAGGCGUUCCACUCCUGGAUCACAGACCACGUCGUGUGGGAGGUUUACUGCGCCAUGAAAAAAGGCGCCGAUAUUGAAGAGCACAUCAGCCGUCUGGAGAGCAUCAAGAGACUCGCCGCAUCGGAUGUCAGCAAGACGGUGCCAUCGUGCGACAUGAUCAUGGGGUAUUUGAAGCAGCUCAAGGAAUGUGAGAAGAAGGAGCAAGUCGAGGGGCUGUUUGAUCGCUUCAAGCACACCUGCCAGGUGUAUGUGAAUCUUGCGUUUGAGACACUCUGGGAGAGGCGGCCAUUCCUGACGGAUAGUGAUCACAUGGGACUUGGAGGUCAGUCUGUGCAAGAUGGCGAUGGGAUAUGGGUGGUGGCUGGCUGUCCGUCACCGCUUGUGCUUCGAGAGUUGCCGGUGUCUUCUAUUUCUGGGCCUUUUAGCUAUCGAUUGAUUGGGGAGGCCUAUGUGCACGGCAUCAUGCACGGGGAAGCCGUUAUUAAGGAUGCGUUGUGGGAAGAUAUUUGCAUCCAGUGACAACAUGUUUGCUGAUACUGCUUACAGCAUGUGGCAUCAUUUUGAGGUGUUCAUAAGAAGAUUGCCAUAAUACACUGAAUCGAAAAU